This is a messenger RNA of Penicillium vulpinum, 1089 nucleotides long. Its product is annotated as zinc-binding alcohol dehydrogenase family protein. The transcript has 2 exons. Bases 1 to 1089 code for a protein of 362 amino acids. Gene Ontology annotation, molecular function: oxidoreductase activity, acting on NAD(P)H. The record is from RefSeq and is a predicted model, not a curated record. Lineage: Eukaryota; Fungi; Ascomycota; Eurotiomycetes; Eurotiales; Aspergillaceae.
AUGGCCUCUCAGGAUAAAUUACCCUCAAAUCAGACUGGCAUCAUUCAACAUGAAGGCGGGAUUCUUCAAAUUACCCAUGGUCUGCCUGUCCCAGAACUUGGGUCACACGAAAUGUUGGUGAAGACUGCUUCCGUGGCUCUUAACCCCUGUGAUUUUAAGAUGCCAUUGAGGUUCCCGACUCCAGGUCUCUGGGAUGGGUGUGACUUUUCUGGCACGGUGGUUGCGUUAGGAAGCGAAGUUGCUGCACAGGGGCGAUUCCGUCUUGGUGAUCAGGCUUUUGGUGCCGUUCAGGGCUCAAAUAUGUCAGAUCCAACAUCUGGCGCUUAUUGCGAGUACAUUCGAACCGACCCGGAUUUUGCUUUCCAUGUUCCCAAGGGAAUGGAUCUUGCCGAUGCACCCUCCCUCUCAGGGACUGCAAUUGCGACUCUUGGGGUUGCUCUGUUUUGGUCGCUUCAAUUGCCCGGAACAUUGCUCACGCCAGCAUCCAAAUCGGAGGAUAUUCUGGUAUAUGGAGGAAGUAGCACUGUAGGACUACUUGCCAUUCAGAUGGUGAAGCUUUGCGGCCAUCGUGUAAUCACAACAUGCUCCCCUCACAACCGCGAUUUGGUGAUAUCGUACGGGGCGGAUCUUGUCUUUGACUACAACUCUCCAACCUGUGCCGAAGACAUUCGAGCAGCCACAAAAAAUACCUUGCGCCAUGUGCUUGAUCCAUUUGCAGAAGCCAAGACCCUGCGGAUGUGCUAUGCAGCCGUUGGUCGCACUGGAGGGAGGUACUGUGCCCUUGAGCAAUAUCAAGAAAGUCUCUGCUCGCGAAAGACAGUCAAACACGAACUAGUCAUGGGAGGGGCUAUCUCCGGACGAGGUGUCGAGCUCCCAGACCCAUACGGUAUUCCACCACAACCCGAGAUUGGAGUCUGGGCUCGGUCAUGGUACCUAGAGCUCCAAGAAUUGAUAGCAAAUGGGAAGCUUAGGCCCUGUCCAAUUCAAAUUAUUCCAGGCAAAUUUGAAGGUAUCUUGGAGGGUUUGGACAUGCUGCGAAAUGGAAAGGUUUCGGGGAAGAAGCUCGUCGUCCCUAUGACCACAGAAUAA